This is a messenger RNA of Actinia tenebrosa (Australian red waratah sea anemone), 1271 nucleotides long. RefSeq names its product cation-dependent mannose-6-phosphate receptor-like. Gene Ontology annotation, cellular component: trans-Golgi network. The record is from RefSeq and is a predicted model, not a curated record. Lineage: Eukaryota; Metazoa; Cnidaria; Anthozoa; Actiniaria; Actiniidae.
AAUCUUGGGUUUGUUUACUUGGUAAAAAGAAGCAGCGUUUUGAAGAGUUUACCCAUGUAAUAGGAAGAUUAUAGCCCCAUACUGAACGAACCAAACUGCUGAACAAACUUGCCUCCUCAAGCAAGAAUGCGGGCUUGGGUUCCCUGUGGAUAAAGUGGAAAAUGGCGGAAGAGAAGGUGCCUGUACUUGCUGUACUAGUUUGUACACUUUUAUCGACCUUUUUACCGCCAGUCUUGUCUUUAUCAAAAUGUUCAAUGAUUGAUGCAUGCAAAGCCUCUACAGAUAAAGGCAAUAUUAACUUGUGGCCUCUCAUUGAAACAGGAAAACCUCCGAGGUUUAGCAAUAUCAAGGAAGAAAAAAAUAAAGAUAAUACUUACUCUUGGAACCCUUGCAACCCUUGGACAGAAAAUGCAUCAUCUGGAACUAAUGAAUGUAAAGAUGUAGCAGUUUGUUUGCUCCAUGUUAAUUCAGGAGAAACCUUAUAUUAUGGCGUAGGAAAAGCUAACACUACUAGAUUUCAACUUGACGGUGGUACUGGCGAUUGUUCUAUUACAUAUACUGGUCAUUUCAUAUCCCUAGCAACGCAAGUACAAAUAAACUUGAACUGCAAUGAAGACGAAGAAGGAAGAAUAGAUGAAUUUAUCCAUUCACAAGACUCUGAAAUAAUUAAAGCAACAUUACAUUCUAAAUAUGCUUGUCCUCUAAACAAGAACCUUAGCACUGGAUCAGUACUGCUUAUCAUUUUUUUCAGUGUGUUGGUGAUCUAUUUGCUGGGCGGGAUGCUAUUUCUUAAAGUGACCAGAGGAGCUAGAGGGAAGGAGCUGUUGCCUAAUUACCCCUUUUGGUCUGAUCUAUUCAUGCUUAUGCAGGAAGGUUGUGUUUUUACCGUUGACAAAGUAAAGGGACUUUGUGGAGGCAGAAGUACUGGUUACCAGAGUAUUUGAUCUCAAUAGUAGCCAGCCUUUUGAGUUUGAAAAAGGCAGUCUUAAUGCAGGUAGGAUAGUAAAAUGACAAAGAAAGAAUCAGGGUUCUUAUUAUGAUAUUUUUAAAAUGAAUUGAAUGUUAUUUAGGAUAAUUUACACUUUUAAAUACCUUGUGGUGAUUCAAAUUUGUGUGAUUUAUACUCAACACGGUUCUGACACGGUUCUGAUUGGACAAGAGGAGACUUACAGUUAAAUCCCAAAUUGUACUCUGUAGAGCCCCAAUCAAGUUGCUCAAUUUUGUUGAGUGUAUUAUAACCAAAAAAUCACACAAUCUUCUCAUACAAUUCA